Molecule: messenger RNA, 1062 nt
Organism: Podospora anserina S mat+
Lineage: Eukaryota; Fungi; Ascomycota; Sordariomycetes; Sordariales; Podosporaceae
Exons: 2
Coding region: 1-1062 (353 amino acids)
Biological process (GO): cytoplasmic translation
Cellular component (GO): cytoplasm
Molecular function (GO): GTP binding; GTPase activity
Source: RefSeq, a predicted model, not a curated record
AUGGCUCGCACCCAAAAGAACAAGGCCACCUCGUACCAUCUCGGUCAGCUCAAAGCCAAGCUCGCCAAACUCAAACGCGAGCUCCUCACCCCCUCGGGCGGCGGCGGCGGUGGCGGCGCCGGCUUCGACGUCGCCCGCACCGGUGUCGCCUCCAUCGGCUUCAUCGGCUUCCCCUCGGUCGGCAAAUCAACCCUCAUGUCCCAUCUCACCGGCCAGCACUCGGAAGCGGCCGCCUACGAGUUCACGACCUUGACCUCGGUCCCGGGUCAGGUGGUGUACAAUGGUGCGCCGCUGCAGAUGAUUGAUUUGCCUGGUAUCAUCGAGGGUGCCAAGGACGGUCGUGGUAGAGGUCGCCAGGUUAUUGCUGUGGCGAAGACGUGCAACUUGAUCUUUAUUGUGCUGGAUGUGAACAAGCCGUUGACGGACAAGAGGGUGAUUGAGGCGGAGUUGGAAGGGUUUGGGAUCAGGAUCAACAAGGAGCCGCCGAAUAUCACGUUCAAGAAGAAGGAUAAGGGUGGACUGAAUAUCACGAGCACGGUGCCGUUGACGCAUAUUGAUAACGAUGAGAUCAGGGCUGUGAUGAGCGAGUACAAGAUCAGCUCGGCUGAUAUUGCUAUCCGCUGCGAUGCCACCAUCGACGACUUGAUCGAUAUUCUCGAGGCCAAGAGCAGAAGUUACAUUCCUGUCAUUUACGUGCUCAACAAGAUCGACAGCAUCAGCAUUGAGGAGUUGGACCUGCUGUACCGGAUUCCCAACUCUGUGCCCAUCAGCUCGGAGCACGGGUGGAAUAUUGAUGAGCUGAUGGAGGCUGCCUGGGAAAAACUCAAGCUCGUCCGCGUCUACACCAAGCCCAAGGGCCGCAUGCCCGACUACGACGCGCCGGUUGUGCUCCGGUCCAACAAGUGCACCGUGGAGGAUUUCUGCAACACGAUCCACAAGAGCAUCUUGGAGCAGUUCAAGGUGGCGAUUGUGUACGGCAAGUCGGUGAAGCACCAGCCGCAAAGGGUGGGGUUGUCGCACGAGUUGGCGGAUGAGGAUAUUGUUACUAUUAUCAAGCGGUAA